AUGGGGCAAAGAAAAAAUUCGAAGGAAUCGGAAACAGGCAAACAGAGAGAGGAUAGCAUAGAUUCUGACAGGACGGAGCAGACAGUCCUAGAGGACUUUGACGAGGAAUCUCCUGUGGCCGCGCCUUCAGAGACAUUUGACGAAACAAUAUUAAGUGAAAAUACCCCAACCGAUGCGCCCGAGGAACAAGAGUCCAGUGUGGAUGAGACCCUGGAAGUGCUUUCAAGGGAUGAACCGCUGCUACCAAAGAAAAGCGUAACACGGUCGAAAGUAGGCAAAAAGGCAAAAAAGAAGGGUACGAGGUCAAUGGUCGGGCAAAAGCUCCAUCACGUAGCCCCGUCGUCUACACCAUUGGACGCGCCAAUACCAACCCCCACGGCAUCUUUGGACGAGGUCUUCCUGCCUCCUCCAGAGGAUACCGGUGCUUCGGUUUACGAGCCUCCACCCAGCCAAGCACCCUAUUACACUGAAGAAUUCUUACCCUCUGUUUCGACAACAUUGCCAACAACACCUUCCCAGACUGGAAGCAUAAUAGUCCCCGAAGAAGACUCGCUGGAAGAAUCAGCACCCCCAACCCAAACCCGGACAGAGGCACCAUCUGGAGAACCGGCUUUGGAACCAACAGCACAGCCCACCCGCCUGCCAACGCGCCUACCCAAGACAGCAACACCAACGGAAGAACCAACCUUCCUGCCAACUACAGAGGAGCCAACCAUUCUCCCUACAGAAGAGCCAACCAUCCCGCCUACAGCAGAAACAACCAUUCUCCCUACAGAAGAGCCAACCAUCUUGCCCUCGACCGCAGCACCAUCAGUACAGGAGACUUUCAAACCCUCUAUGAUACCAACGGAAUUUCCAUCCCAAUCUGGAAUCCCUGUAGCUGUUACAACCGACGAACAAGCAGUGGCAUUGUAUGAGUUUACUCCAGGUGAGGUUUCAGAGCCAGAUUCCGCCGAGGUAUUUAGGUUGCAAAUCGCGACAACAGCGUUUUACAUUGGUAUCUUUUCGGAACACUACAGCGACAACCCAGACACCACCUUCCUGAACAUUGUAGCGACAGUGGCAGACCUUAGAUAUGACCCUGAUGCAGAACCUCCCAUUCAAGUGGAUUGGGACUUUCGAAUUUUCUUUGAUGCCAACUCCAAUGUCCUUCCAACCCAACAGGAGCUUCUGGCACUAAUCUACGCAGACGAAGAUGCGUUGAACGAGUAUGUGGAAAUCUAUCUGCACAACAGCGACGAUGUGUGGGCCUCGGUCAUUCGCGUCACAUACAGUGAGGCCCCUGAAGGAGAGCUUCCCGAGCCUGAACGACCAUCCUUCCGCCCAACUCGACGACCAAGUGGUCAACCAACUCUAGUCGCAACUCUGAUACGCACGUUGUCGCCCACGCUUACCCCACCUGAAGAAGGCCUUGAUUUUCCUACCGAGGAGGUGGAGGCAACGUUGCGGUUCGGCUUUAGUUCCGACGACGAUGUGGAGGAGCCUACUGAAGAGGACUUGAAUCGACUGGAAAGUGCCUUGAGCGCAUUCUAUACCGCCCUGUACACGCAAGUCUAUUUGGACGAGGACGACACGAAUCUAGCAACGGUGGUGGCUACCGUGGUAGAGACUUCGUUCAACGACCGUUCCAACGAGCCCUUGCAGGUCAACAUGAACUACAACAUUUUCUUUUCACACGACACGACUGUGAUACCUUCUUCGGAGACACUGUUUGAGAUCAUGGAGCGGAACAGCGAGUUUUUGCAGAAUUCUAUUCUAGAGGAUUUCGAAUGGAUGGAGGACAAUAUCUGGAACCAGGUAUCCAGUGUCACGGUGGAACCUUUGACAUCAAUACGAAGAAGACGAAGACAAGGAGGGAAAAAGAACAAGAAAAAGCAGGAUUCUUGA
This is a messenger RNA of Seminavis robusta, 1887 nucleotides long. Lineage: Eukaryota; Bacillariophyta; Bacillariophyceae; Naviculales; Naviculaceae. The record is from the annotation of a GenBank genome assembly.